AUGUUGCUUGGACGAUUUCUUGGACGCGCUGACACGGCCCUUGUUGAGGUACGCGUUGUAAAAGAACCGGGCGAACAGCAGCAAGUAACUGAAGUACAUGGCCGACGACAGGGUGAUGUUGAGCUUGGACACACGGCACGAGUGCGGGCCGCCGGACUUCAGGUAACCGUAAGUGGUGUAGUUGAUGAAGCAGCCGACCAGCAUCUGCGUCAGCUGACUGGCAGUGAUGAACAUGGACACUUGCUUGGGAGGUCGGUAGCCCAUGGCCCGCGAAGCGUAAUACGUGUACAUCAUCGAGUGUACCGAGUAGUUCAUGACGAUGAACCACCGGGCGGACGACGUGAACUCCAUGUACGAGAACCACGUGUACAGCAGCACGGUGAUGUGAUGAUACCAGUGCAGGAAGAUGAGCGGCUGCUUGCGGAGCACGAUGAAUAUCGUGUCACCGAGUUCGGGCAGCUUGGACAGCACGAACAGCCACGACCAGAACCCAGACACAGGGUCAUCCUCAACGUAGCUGCGAGUGGAAAAACCAAAUGA
Molecule: messenger RNA, 540 nt
Organism: Macrosiphum euphorbiae (potato aphid)
Lineage: Eukaryota; Metazoa; Arthropoda; Insecta; Hemiptera; Aphididae
Source: the annotation of a GenBank genome assembly